This is a messenger RNA of Anneissia japonica, 4421 nucleotides long. RefSeq names its product splicing factor 1-like. Gene Ontology annotation, biological process: regulation of mRNA splicing, via spliceosome. The transcript is spliced from 14 exons. Gene Ontology annotation, cellular component: nucleus. Gene Ontology annotation, molecular function: mRNA binding; zinc ion binding. The coding region runs from base 105 to 2174 and encodes 689 amino acids. The record is from RefSeq and is a predicted model, not a curated record. Lineage: Eukaryota; Metazoa; Echinodermata; Crinoidea; Comatulida; Comatulidae.
GUAUAUUUCCUUUACGUCCGCCAUUUUUACCUACAGAAAGCGGUGUUGUGAACUUGCUACUAGUUUAGCCGUUUUUAAAUUGUACCAACUUCUUUCCUGUUAUCAUGGCAGGAACUGGAGCAAACAGUGUUCCUUUAGGGAAUCUUCACCCUGUCUUUCAGGGAAAUCAAAGGGCUGUUAGGCCUCAAGAAUCGAUGUUAAAUGCAGCUCGAGAGGCUGCUGCUAGAAUCGCACAGAAACGAGGCGUGUUUGCACAGUCGGUCAGCACAGGCGGCGGGGGCAGCUCAGGCGUUGGCUCGUCAGGUGAUCAAAAUCGAGGAUGGCAACCUGAAUCGAAAAAGAAACGUCGCAGUCGAUGGGGAGGCGAAGAUUCCAAAACCAAUCUUUCAUCGGCAUUGCCACCCAACUUGACUAAGGACCAGGAACAGCAAGUACUCUUGCACAUCCAGAUCGAGGAAUACAGCCGUAAACUACGAACCGGAGACCUAGGAAUCCCAGCCAACCCCGAGGAUAGAUCACCAUCCCCUGAGCCAAUUUAUAAUAAUGAGGGAAAGCGACUGAACACAAGAGAAUACAGAAUGCGUAAGAAACUUGAGGAAGAAAGACAUAUAUUGAUUCAGGAUGCCUUUUUGUUGAAUCCGGAGUACAAACCACCAGCUGACUAUAAGCCACCUGUCCAGCGUGUCAGUGAUCGGGUCAUGAUUCCACAAGAUCAACAUCCAGACAUCAACUUUGUGGGACUCCUUAUUGGACCAAGAGGAAAUACGCUAAAACAGCUCGAGAAAGAUACCACUACAAAGAUCAUGAUUCGUGGUAAGGGUUCGGUGAAGGAGGGUAAAGUUGGUCGUAAAGAUGGCCAGCCCCUACCUGGUGAGGAUGAGCCCCUUCACGCUCUGGUGACUGCCAACAAUGCGGAGAGUGUCAAGAUAGCUGUAGACAAGAUUCAAGAAAUAAUAAAACAAGGCAUUGAGACACCUGAAGGACAGAACGAUUUGAGGCGAAUGCAGCUACGUGAGUUGGCUCGUCUCAACGGUACUCUUAGGGAUGAAGAUGCCGUAAGGUGUUCUAACUGUGGGGCUUCUGACCAUCGUACCUGGCAGUGUCCAGAGAAACAGAACAUCACAAGCAAUGUUAUCUGUACAAUUUGCGGAGGGUCCGGACAUAUUGCUAACGACUGUAAAGAAAAGAUUCCAGGAGAUCGAGUCCUAGGAGGACCACCUCCACCUAGUGCAGUUGACAAGGCAAAGAUGGACUCUGAGUACAUGUCACUGAUGGCUGAACUAGGUGAGGGCCCUCCACCCCCAGUAUCCAAACCAAGUGCACCACCCCCGUCAAUUAGGCCUCCAUAUAACAGGCCUCCCCCACUGAUGAAUCAACAAAUAAACCAGCCACCCCCAUUGAUGCGGCAACAAUACCGUCAGUCUUGGAUGGGUCACAACAAGCCAAUGGGUAUGAUGGGUAACCAACAUCAACAAAAUCAACCGCCUCCACUGAUGCGGCAGCAAGUCCAACCCCCUCCCCCAAGAAACCCAAUGCCGGUGCCACCGCCCCCGCCUUCAAACGGAGGACCUCCACCCCCGUGGGCAAUGCCCCCACCACCUAUGUCUGGAAUGAGCUCUCUACAUGCCAACCCCCUGCAAGGUCCCAUGACUCAGCAACCAUUAUUGCCGCCUCCCCCUCCUCCACCGUCCAGUGAUGCUCCUCCUCCGUUGCCGUCAACGUCAUCAUGGCAGACUACAACUAGUUCGUCAGCAUCUCUUCCCCCAUGGCAGCAAGCUACUGGUUUAACAGGCACGUCAAGUCCAUCGUCCACUGCACCUCCGUGGCUACAAGCAGCAUCAUCAGCUUCUGGGUCAACGACACAGGCUCAAUCAGCAUCAAGUCCAGCAGCUUCACCGCAGUCACGUCAGAGCAUGAUGGCAAGCAUGCCCCCCUGGCAUGCUAUGCCGCCUCCGAUGCCAAUAACCAUGCCACCGCCAGGACCUCCGCCUGGUAUCCCACCACCACCUAUCCAGCCCCCAAUGCCAUCUGGUCCACCUCCAUCUUCAAUGUCCAGCAUGGCCUAUUCUCAGCCACCCCCACCUAUAGAUUUUUCACAGUUUGCCCAGACAGGGGUACCUCCCCCUCCUCUCCCUGGAACACCAGCACCCCCUCCACCUCCUCCUUCAAGUUAGAUCUGGUUAGAUGUUCUCUUCAAGACCACCCGAACUUGGAUGUGUUUUAAAAAUUAAACUUAUAAUCAUCAUUUUAUAGUCAAGUAUACAUGCAUCCCCCAAGCUAUAUUGAUUUCACAACCAGGGAUAAGUUUCAAAAAGAAAAGUCAAGCCAUUUUGUUUGCCACUAAAAGCUAGGCUAUGAUGUAAAUAUGAUCUAGACCCCUUUCAAGUCAGUGGUCAUACAUUUGGCAGAAUCAAAUCACCUUGGUUUUGAAUGCACUUAUUUUCAAGCCAGACAUGCUUAUGUACACUUUAGGGGUAAAGACAAACACAAAGUAACAUCAGUUUAAUAUUGUCUGUAUUUCAUUUCAUAGUGAAAUGCAUUUUGAGUAAACCAACAAGAACACAUAACAUAACAUUGCACUUGGUUUGGUUUGAUUAGAUUAAAUUGGAUUCAAGGAAUUUUGACCUUUGAUAUUAUAAAUGCAAUACAUUAUACUGUACAUUUAAUAUUUUAUGGCAUUAAAGAUAUCUUUACACAUUUGUAACUUUGAAAUGAAAAAGAUAUGGCGCCAUGCACAAUGACAACAAAUCAAUCUUGUAUCUUGUAUGUAAAUAACUCAAAUAUUAGAUUGGUUUGAAAUGGAAACAUUUUCCAUAAAAAAAAUUGAGAUGAAAUGCAAACAACAUAAGUUUGCAUAAUACAGGUUGAGAUGUUAAAUGUAAAAACAUAAAAUGCACAACUUCAACCUAUUUAUUGAUGUGUCUAACAUAAGAAUUUGAGGUAUAGACAAUAAAAUGCAUAAUAAAUUGCAUUCAGUCUUUGACAGGGUCCAAGUUGAGUUCUUCAAUCUAAAGACAAAAAUGCAUACUGUAACUUCAAUCCAUUUAUUUAUAGUCUCUCAAGAUCAGAGGUUAAACAAAUUUUUAAAAUUGUAUUUUUCUUAUUUUAUUGCUGCAGUUUUAACAUAUAUAAUUACUACUAAAAUGCACUACAUGAAGUAGUGCUAUAUGAAUGCUGCAAUGUAUGUGUAUAUAGACAUAAUAUUGCAUAAAAUGAAUGCAUAUAUUCAUAAAAUCUAGAUCUUUUAAAUCCAUUAUUUAAUACAUCAUUAUUUACAGAUUGUUGCUAUGAUAUUGAAUUACUCCAUUUUGGGAAGAUAUGCGACUGAAUAAUGUUAAAUAAUGUUAUGGUUCAAUUAUAUUUAAACUACUGUACUACUUCCUACUGCAGUGGACAAUGGAUAUGUGCACUUUAUAAAUCUUAUUGUUAUUAACAAACUGUACUUUGUUUUAUACAACACCUACUCUAUUUACAAUCUUACUUAAUUGGUUGACAUAGGUCGCAUUUGAUUAAAUAGAUAGUUCCAUUCAUUUAGAUUAAAGAACAAUGCAUGGUUGAGUGGACUUUACGUUCAUUUUUUGCUUCAUUGCUUCAUGUUGUGGUUAGGUUAUGUCAGGAACUAACUGCAGAGUUUAUUGUUUCGCAUCCAGCAUGGUAAAUUUAAAAUGUAAAACACUAACAUUGUCUUUGAGAAGUGCAACUUUAGUUUUAUAUACAUAAGAGUCAAUUACUGUUAAUUUACUUAUACUUGACAGAUUUAAAAUAAAUAUAUACAUGUCUACCUCCAAUUAAAAGACCACUUUUGAUUUCAAUGGUCUUCAGCCGCUUGGCUCUCAAACUAGAAUAAUAAAGAUACAGUACCUGUAAUAGACAUUUCUUAUGGUACCACAGAAAAGUGGUCUUCAAUGGGGGAAUCUUUAAUUAGAGGGAGACCUGUAAUAAUACUUGUUAAUGGUUGGUUUCUGCUUCAACAUACUGCUUAAAUUUUAAACAUUGAUAUGUGAUGGAGAAUGUUGAUUCACGUCUGUUGAAAAUGAAUCCUCAAAAUAUGACCGCUAAAGUUUAAUUAAGCAUUCCCAACUAACUAAUUAGAGCAGGAAUAAUGAUGAUUGUUUUUUGGUGCAUCUUUGCAUGUAAUACUAGUGUAUUGAUAACCCCAGACAUUAUUGGUUUAUCUAUGGUCUGAAUUAUCAAAUAAAGCACAUUCUCUAAAUGAAGAAUAUUAUUGUGGUUUCUUUUUGUUUUAUAUAGAAUCAUUAGUAUAAUUAAGGAUGUUGGUAAUGUCUUCAUUACACUUAGUUGUAUUGAUAUUUGUAUCUUUAUUGGGACAACAGCCAACUGUUGUGUGUUAUGUUUUGCGCAUUUCACUUCAAAAGUGUAUCAAAAGAUUUGAAUUGAAAAUAAAUAAUACCGUAUAGCAA